Molecule: messenger RNA, 1761 nt
Organism: Trichoderma atroviride IMI 206040
Lineage: Eukaryota; Fungi; Ascomycota; Sordariomycetes; Hypocreales; Hypocreaceae
Source: RefSeq, a predicted model, not a curated record
AUGGAAGAAGCCAGCAGACAGGAUGAUACCUCCUCUUACGGCGAUGAUGACGUGGCAAGCUCGGAUCAGGGCCACGUACUAAGCUUAGAGAGCGAAGAUGACCUCGAGUUUGAAGCAGAUGACUACGAUAAGAUAUAUAAUAGGCACGUCUCUCAUUUAGUUGUGGAGUGCGUCGGGCUGUUUACUCGCCAAAUGAGUCAGAAGAAUUCACCAUCUGCUUCCGACAAGCCGGACACCACCGUUAAAAGUCAGAAAGAGAUCGCCGACUUCAUAAUACAUAUGAACGAUACUUUCAGAUGUUGGAUGGCAGAGACUGCUGAUCUAGCUGAUAGCAUUAUUCAUGGCCUGGACUCACUCUUUAACGAGUACAGAGAUGUGAAAGUCAUGCUCAUAGGUACUCUUGAAGUGCUUAUAGAAGAUUUAAAAUACGUGAGCUCAGGCGAAACGGAGCGCUUAUACACAGGGUAUGGGGUACUUGAAGGCAUUCAAGUUGGCAUUAAACAACUAUACAGCCUGACAAACAUGAUUCGAGAAGCAUCUAGACAGAAUGAUGACCUCAACUUCGACAUGUUACUCCCAUUUGACAAAACCGCGGACGUUAAAGAUCGCAUGUUUUCCAUUAUUAGGCAAAUGUUCCCCCAUGCUCGGCGUUCGCUCUGCGAUCAACUCGCCUUAUCCGUUGCGAUUCGCCGACGACGCUUACGUCGCACGUUUAAAGAUGCCGACAGGUUGAAGGCCAGAAUAGCUCGAAGAGCAUGGAGCCAAGCCAAUACCAAUCAAGCAUAUCCAGGCCGCAUCUUUCCGCCACAGCUAUCUGAAACUCUGCCUUUUUACACGCUUGCUCCUUUGCCACAUAAUAUUAAAGGUAGUACUGCUUCCACAGAAUUAGUCGAUACGAGCAAAAUGCUGAACGUUGGUAUAGCCUACAGCGGCCGGACGACUCCCUCAUUUUUGAGCCGCCACCCUAAGGCCUGGGAACUUCAUGUAAAUAGAGACGUGAAGCCUUUCGUCUGCCUUUCGGAGCAAUGUCGCUCUCCGGUGCUCUUCUUCGCUAGUAUGGAGCGAUGGAUCGAGCACAUGAAUAAAAUGCACUCAUAUGAGUGGACUAGGAGAAUUCACCCAGCCUCCUGGAUCUGCGAUACUGACCAUGAUGCCAUCCAAUUCAAAGACGUUGAAAGCUUUCGAGAGCACAUGAAUGACAAAGACAGCCAUCUAAUUACUCCGGAUGGGCAUGAACUGGGUGUUCUCGAAAUUGAGCAAUGGAGAUAUCUUCCUCACGAUGAGUAUUUGUGUCCUUUAUGCGAUUUUACUCUAGAUAUGCCUAAGCGGACUAUCUCGACCGAUGUCGCAGAGGAUGAUCCAUAUCGGCCGCUGCACGAGCAUAUUGCUGGUCACCUCAAAGAUCUCGCUGUCCUGUCUCUUCCAAUUCUGGAUACAACCGAAGGGCCUGAAAAUCUGCCAGACAACUAUAAAGCCGAAGGAAAACGCAACUGGCUAAAAGAGGGCAAGAAAGAAUCUUGCCCAAGAAGAUAUGACCAAGAAGUCUGCGAUACAUUCGUCUCUGACGUCCAAAGAAACAGCCGUGUAAGCCACGAACAUGGACUCCUGACGCGAAGUAAGAGCGAACCUAAACACUUGGCCUACCCCACGAGAAAUAGCUUCGAUGAAGAAUUCACGGUCUACCCCAUGAAGAACAGCUUUGAGGAAGAAUUCGGGACCUACUUUAAUACGUUGCAAGUAUAUACUGCGUACGGAACUUGA